Molecule: messenger RNA, 7669 nt
Organism: Labrus mixtus (cuckoo wrasse)
Lineage: Eukaryota; Metazoa; Chordata; Actinopteri; Labriformes; Labridae
Product: zinc finger SWIM domain-containing protein 6-like
Exons: 14
Coding region: 426-3827 (1133 amino acids)
Cellular component (GO): Cul2-RING ubiquitin ligase complex
Molecular function (GO): zinc ion binding
Source: RefSeq, a predicted model, not a curated record
AAAAAGAAAAAAGUCAGUCUUCUUGCCCCCUUUUACCCCUGUGGGAAACUACGAGACCGCCCCUGGAUUAAGUCCCCGCCUUUAAACUCAAAUAAGAAGGAAACUUCAAAGGCCGUCGGCCGCCGGGGCUCCGCCCUCGCGCUCCCGAACGGCCUCACAAAGGAUUUGCCGACGUUCGGGAAUUCCGCCUCCAGUUCCUUUUAUAGCGCCACUCGUGCGCUGGCUUGGUUCCAGGAUCCCGCCCAUCCCGGUUACUUUGACAACACAAAGGACUUCACGGAACUCGCAGGCGCCGCCUCCUUUUCCAAAUAAGGGCAGUCUCUCCAUGUACGGCAAACAAUCGGUGCGAGAUUGCCCUUUUCUCUUCCUUAUCCCGUUUAUAUGAUCGGAGAGGAACUGCGCUUCAGGUUGGAAGCGGUGCGAACAUGGCCGAGCGAGUCCAGCAGCCCCCAGCCAAGCGGCUCUGCUGCAGGCCCGGCUACAACCCGGCAUGCAGACAGGGGCAGCGGGCUGGAGGAGUCCUGUGUGGCGGCGCGGGGUCCGCUCCGGGAGGGUCGGGGAAUGGAAAAACGCACAACCCGGAGUCGUUGCUCGACAUCGCGGCGCGCAGAGUCGCGGAGAAGUGGCCGUUCCAGAGGGUGGAGGAGCGGUUCGAGAGGAUCCCGGAGCCCGUCCAGCGGAGGAUCGUAUAUUGGUCAUUCCCGAGAAGCGAGAAGGAGAUCUGUAUGUAUUCCUCUUUCAACGCCGGAGGAGAGGAAAGUGGAACUAGCGGGGACAAUAAUGACGAGACCCAGCUGCCUUUCCUACGGGGUGUCACUCUGCUGGAGGGUGGCUGGGUGGACAACGUAUUGCAAGUCGGUUUCCACCUCAGCGGCACAGUGACGGACCCCGCCACCCCCUCGUCCCCUGAACUCGUCUGCAGCGUCAGCGUCAGCUUCGACCGCUGCAAAAUCACGGCGGUGACGUGCACCUGCGGCAACAAAGACAUCUUCUACUGCGCCCAUGUAGUGGCGCUGUCGCUUUACAGAGUACGGAAGCCCGAGCAGGUCAAACUGCACCUGCCCAUCUCGGAAACGCUGUUCCAGAUGAGCAGAGACCAGCUGCAGAAGUUCGUCCAGUACCUGAUCUCAGUCCACCACACCGAAGUGUUGCCUACCGCGCAGAAACUGGCUGACGAGAUUCUGUCCCAGAACUCUGAGAUCAACCAGGUCCACGGGGCCCCGGACCCCACGGCAGGAGCCAGCGUGGACGACGAGAAUUGCUGGCAUCUGGACGAGGAGCAGGUUCAGGAGCAAGUCAAGCUCUUCCUGUCGCAGGGAGGAUACCACGGCUCGGGAAAGCAACUCAACCUGCUCUUCAGCAAGGUGAGGGAGAUGCUGAAGAUGCGUGACUCCAACGGAGCGAGAAUGUUAACACUUAUCACAGAACAGUUCAUGGCCGACCCUCGGCUGGCGCUGUGGAGACAGCAGGGCACCACCAUGACCGACAAGUACAGACAGCUCUGGGACGAGCUAGGGGCCCUCUGGAUGUGCAUCGUACUGAACCCUCACUGCAAACCCGAGCAGAAGUCCUCGUGGCUGCGCCAGCUGCGCAGAUGGAACAGCGUGGACGUCUGCCCCUGGGAGGACGGUAACCACGGCAACGAGCUGCCCAACCUCACCCACUCACUGCCUCAGGGUGCCCAUGGCAACCAAGAAAUGCGUCCCCAUCGGACCGUGUUCACUCGGGCCAUCGAGGCCUGUGACCUGCACUGGCAGGACCGACACCUCCAGCACAUUAUCGCCAGUGACCUCUAUGCCAACUACUGUUACCAUGACAACCAGGAGGGCUCCCUCUUUGACUCACGCGGCUGGCCCUUAUGGCACGAACACGUCCCAACAGCUUGUGCGAGAGUGGAUGCCCUACGUUCCCACGGUUACCCAAGAGAAGCCCUCCGAUUGGCCAUCGCUGUAGUGAACACGUUACGGCGGCAACAGCAAAGGCAACUCGAGCACUUCCGCCGACACAAGAAAGAGUUGCUCCAUAAAGGCCAUACCUCCAUAACCAACAUGGAGGGCUGGGUGGGACACCCGCUGGAUCCCAUCGGCACCCUGUUCAGCACCCUGACAGAGUCGGGACGGGGGGGAGAUGAGGGCGGCAACACCUGCUUGGACCUCUCAGAUUGCUCCAGUGUUGUCAGCAGAGCAGAACUCCAACGGAUGCCCGUGCAACGAUUGUUAGGAGACGGCGAAUCAUACGUGGCGCUGGCGGUGGAGACGGCUCUGGUCGGCUUGGGCCAGCAGCGGGUGAUGCCCGACGGGCUUUACGCUCAAGAGAAGGUGUGUCGCAACGAAGAGCAGCUACUGGCGAAGCUGCAGGAAGUGGAACUGGACGACUCCCUGGUCAAAAUCUUCCGCAAACAGGCCGUCUAUCUGCUAGAGGCUGGUCCGUACUCUGGCCUCGGUGAGAUCGUCCACAGAGAGAGUGUCCCCAUGCACACCUUCGCCCGCUAUCUCUUUACCUCUCUCCUACCUCACGACGCUGAACUGGCGUACAAAAUUGCACUGAGAGCCAUGAGGUUGCCGGUGUUGGAAUCGACGGCCUCGUCCGGUGACCUGUCUCGACCCCACCACAUCGUUUCUGUGGUGCCCAACCGCUACCCGCGCUGGUUCACCCUGAGCCACAUAGAGUCUCAGCAGUGUGAGCUUGCCUCCACCAUGCUCACCGCAGCCAAAGGUGACAGUCGGAGGCUGGAGACGGUCCUGGAGUCCAUCCAGAAAAACAUCCACUCCUCGUCUCACAUCUUCAAACUGGCACAAGAUGCGUUCAAGAUCGCCACUCUGAUGGACAGUCUGCCUGACAUCACACUUCUCAAAGUCUCUCUGGAGCUGGGGCUGCAGGUGAUGAGAAUAACUCUGUCCACAUUAAACUGGAGGAGGAGAGAGAUGGUGCGCUGGUUAGUCACAUGUGCCACUGAAGUUGGUGUGUAUGCACUGGACAGCAUUAUGCAGAGCUGGUUCACACUCUUCACUCCAACAGAGGCCACCAGUAUCGUGGCCACCACCGUCAUGUCCAACAGCACUAUCGUCCGCCUCCACCUGGAUUGCCACCAGCAGGAGAACCUGGCCUCCUCCGCCCGCACCCUCGCCCUGCAGUGUGCCAUGAAGGACCCCCAGAACUGCGCCCUCUCCGCCCUCACACUCUGUGAAAAGGACCACAUUGCCUUCGAGACAGCCUACCAGAUUGUACUGGACGCAGCAGCGACGGGGAUGAGCUACACGCAGCUCUUCACCAUAGCCCGCUACAUGGAACACCGCGGUUACCCGAUGAGGGCGUACAAGCUAGCAACAUUAGCAAUGGCUCACCUGAACCUUAGUUACAACCAGGACACACACCCAGCCAUCAACGAUGUGCUGUGGGCCUGUGCACUUAGCCACUCGCUAGGGAAAAACGAGCUGGCCGCCGUGAUCCCUCUUGUGGUAAAAAGCGUGAAGUGUGCCACCGUGCUUUCAGACAUUUUGCGGCGGUGCACGCUGACCACACCGGGCAUGGUGUCAGCACUACACAGCCGCAGGAACUCUGGGAAGCUGAUGUCCCUGGACAAGGCGCCGCUCAGGCAGCUGCUGGACGCAACCAUCGGGGCCUACAUCAACACAACACACUCGCGGCUCACACACAUCAGCCCGCGCCACUACAGCGAGUUCAUCGAGUUCCUGGGUAAAGCCCGGGAGACUUUCAUGAUGGCUCACGACGGACACAUUCAGUUCACACAGUUCAUAGACAACCUGAAACAGAUCUACAAGGGCAAAAAGAAACUAAUGAUGCUGGUGAGGGAGAGGUUCGGCUGAGGGCGGGGCUCCCCUCCCACUCUAGUACUUUUCUAUUAACUUGAGUCUGCCUUUUGAACUUCUUUUGGACAAAUACAAUAGACAAGUAAAAAGAGGGAUGUGACUUGUAGAAUGAAGCAAAAAGAGAAAGGAAAAGAUGACAAAAAAAUCAACAGAGCCACACGCGGUAUUAUUGUUCUUGCUGUUGUUAUUGUUAUAAACAUUAUUACUAUUAUUAUUAUUAAUAAUAUUAUUACUACUAUGUGUACAGAAGUGUUUUUAUUUUUCAGAAGAGAGGAAAUUUGUCAUGUUGUGAAUGUUGUGUGUAUUUCUCUACAUGUGUGCGAGAGGAAAAUGAAAAGUGAAAUGGCUUUUAAAAAUUUUGGUUCCUUUAAUUAUUUUUUAAGCAUCUUUUUUUUUUCCCCCUUUUUCAGUGUACAAUGAUUUUAAAAGUUGUCAAGUGGCCGAAACCCUUCUACGAUAGCGCUCAUGAAAAAAACAAAACAAAAGCAAAGAAGUAGAAAAAAAGAAUCACUGCAUCCUCAAAGAGAAACUAAGGCUUUAAACCACACGGAGCACCUCAGUCUGUCCAGGCCCUUGCUGUUUGGGCGCUGGGCAGCACUGCACAGCUUAGCUUGGCUCAGCUCGGCUCAGCUUGGUUAAGCACUGACAGAAAGCAGCCAUCAGCAUUUCUUUAGACACAGCAGUAACAGCAGCAACAGCACUUGAGCAGCCAUUGGUUUUCUCUUGGUCGCAGGAAUUCAACCAUGUUUGCACAGCAGCCAUUUUCCUCUGAUGUCAAACUGCCCUCACACACCGUCAACAUGUUGCACUCCUUUUUUCCAGGUUGUAAGUCAUCGUUUAUCUGGAAGCAUCGGCUUCUAGCUCAAUGACCAAAUAAACAACCAGAAAGAAAUUGAACAAUAUUUCAAGGUAAAACAACAUAUUGGAUUACUCCUUACUACACAUGUAGUGUACACAGUUAAUGCUAGCAUUCAACCACUUCCAAUUUAUAAUAGAUUCCCAGGCCAAGGUUAAGUUUGCUAGAAAGUCGAGGCGUUCCUAUUUUGUCGUGUCACACUACCAAAUGUAAUAGCUUUAAGCGAAAUCUUAGCUAGCAGUUUCAUCAUCUGAUAAGUAGAUAAAAGCUUGUCUAGCCUUUGAUAAUUAUCAAUUCUACAAUUUCUACGUUUGGACAACAGGUAAUGCCGGCUUUUAAAAUAAACUUGCUAGCUCAAUAAAAACCUAGCUAACAGUAUGUUACCAAGAAAUUCAAGCCAUUAUGUUACACACGUAUAGGUUUUAGCAAUUUCCUAGCUAACAAAAACAUUAUCUUAUAAGUAACUUAAUGCAACAUUAGCUUUUGUAUAACCUGAUUGUUUUUCAAUUGUACAAUUUUUGUCCAAAUGUUAGCUUUUAACCACUUGCUAGCUAAAUAAGUACCUAGCUAUAAAUUUAAGCUUCUAAUUGUGGCAUGUCACACUAUCAAUAGUGUGGUGGAAAUUAUGUAGCAUUACCAAAACUUUUUGAAGCUUUCAUUUACUUCCUAGCUAUGUGUUUUACCAUGUAAGAUGCUGAAUGCUGAUAUUAACCGUUGUCAAACUUAAGCUAGUAGUCAGAGUUGUUUUAACUUGAAACAUGGUCACAUUUCUCUGGCUAACAAUCCAGACGUGGCAGAUACACAAAUGUAUAUGAUACACAAACUGCAACACAGCCUUACGAUAUUAUAACCUUCUUUUAGCAUCCCAACCUGAGCGUGACAUCAGAGGAAAAUGGCUGCAUGAACAUGGUCAAUUAGCGUCAUUAAACACAACUAAAGCCUACUUGUGUUAUUUUAAUUGUUGUAAUCUUCCCCACCUCCAUAAUGAAUACCUGUUAAAGACAGAGUCACGUGUGCAGGCUACAGAUAAUGAGUAUUAUUGUUACUUUAAUGUAAUGUAGUCCAGCUGUGAUUUUUUUUUAACAGCCUUAGUUCGACCGUUAUUGUUGGAUUUCGAGACUUUGUUGAUACCCAGAGGGAGACGACUACCUCAUGAUACGGUAUUGAACCUGCUCCCAUUUUAUUUUUGUGAUCAUGAUAUUUAUCAUCCAUGAUAGCUGACAGUGUUAAUUAAACAGGAGAUCCACUAGCGGGACCAAGGUUAUGAGGAGAAGCUGAGUCAGAUUCCUGCUGAGGUGUUUCUGCGCUCGGCUUUGCUGUACAUCACUGCCCCGGCAUUGGUACUUACACCCCGAAAAAACAACAGGCUCUAACACACUGAGAUAUGUCAGUCCUCUCUCAUAUUUACAGCCACCAUUGUAUUUUCAGACUAGGCCAGUGUCAUUUCCCUCUGUGCAUGUGAAUCAUAGAAAUUAGACUUUCUACUGUUAUAGGUCAUUGUGUUGAACCUUCAGUAAUUGUCAACCAGAACGUUCUCAGGGAUUUCUCUACACAGGAAAAAAAGGCGGAACAAAUGAACGACUGACUACAGGAGAAGAAAAAAAAGACAAAAACACAACACAAACAUGAGCGAGCAUUUAUUGUACUCUGUAUAUAUGCCAUAGUAUAUGUCUGAAUAUGGAGGAUCUGAAAGUAUAUGUUAACUAAUUUAUACAGAGUAUUCUAUGUAAUGUGAAAUACUUGAAGCCGCUGUAGUUUGCUCUUUCUCUCUCUCUCUCUCGCUCCUUCUCUUUUUUGUCUUCUCUUCUUUUCUCUUUUGUUGAAAAACAGAACAUAUCAGAAGGACUGGACUGACUUUGUUGACGGCUUUUUGGACUUGUGUUCAUACUUGAGCAGCUGGAUCCUGCAGGUUGAGUCUGAUUGUGACGGUGGAGAAUAACCUUGCUCAUUCCUGCUGACUAAGAAAAGGGAUGGAGGUAGACGACUCAAUGUUUGAAAACAAUACAGGAUUUCUUGAAGUACUUAAUCAUGCAUGUAAGCUGUUGCACUAGCCUAGAUUCUCACAGGAUCCUGUGGGGAAAACAAUGAUAAUGUGCUUUAUACAGGAGCUAACUGGAGAUAAAUAAAUUCAAUAUUCAUGUAUUAUGUGUCCAGCCUUACAUGCAUUUAAGGACAUCUUCUGGCUGAAGUCUGUUUUUUUGUUGUUGCAGUAAUUAAACCCUUAUUAAAUUAACUUUUUAGUCUUGCAACUCAACAAAACUUUGAUAAUUAUGCACAGGUUCAAACUAGCUGAGAUUAAAAAAAACGAGUCUCCUCAGUUCUCCCUUUCAUUCACAGCAGAAUUUUACAGCGUCUCAUCUGCGAUGUUCAGCUGUCCUAUCAUUACUUGUCCUUUUUUUUUUUUUUUUUUUUUUACCUUCUUUAUAUGUCUGAUUUUUCUUUUUCUGUGCAUUUUUCUUUUUUCCGAUCUCGUGUUCAUUAAAGAUAAAAGCAGCCUUUUCUCUUGCCUUGUCUUAACGCUUUAAAGUAACCAAACAGGAGAUCUGUCUAACAACCAAACGCGUUCAAAGAGGUGAGAGACGACCCACCUUUGGUCCCAGCUUUAGUGUCCUUAAUUAGUAAGUGAAUGGCUGUGUAACUUAUGCUUUAACAAAGCAAUUCCUCACGUGUGUUUGGUGAAAAAAAUACGUUGUCCAGUGUCUCUUGUUCUCUUCAGAAACAAUUUCCUCUGAGUCUUUCUAGCUGUUUUUUCUUUUUUUUUUAGUUUUUAUUUUGUUUUGUUUGUGUAGGAAUCUUCUGCUCUCCCAUUUUAUUUAUUACAAUGACCCAUGUAUACAUGCUUAUGAAAUUAAGAUUUGAUACACCGAUAUCAAUUUAUUUAUGUAACUAAAUCACUGUUUUAUAAUCUUGUUAAUGAGUCAAUAAUUGAUUUUUUUGUUUUUUUGUUUUUUUGUUUUAAUAAAAGUUAGUUUUUUGAAAUGUA